Uranotaenia lowii is the source of this 1240-nucleotide messenger RNA. RefSeq lists its product as uncharacterized. The transcript has 6 exons. Gene Ontology annotation, cellular component: plasma membrane. NCBI's taxonomy places the organism in Eukaryota, Metazoa, Arthropoda, Insecta, Diptera, Culicidae. The coding region runs from base 1 to 1194 and encodes 397 amino acids. Gene Ontology annotation, molecular function: odorant binding; olfactory receptor activity. The record is from RefSeq and is a predicted model, not a curated record. Gene Ontology annotation, biological process: sensory perception of smell; detection of chemical stimulus involved in sensory perception of smell.
AUGUCUUCGAUUGUAAGGACCAAGGAACUUUUUCCGAUGAUGCCCUACAGUACCAAGCUGUGUCGGAUUGUCGGAUUCUGGAGCGAUGCGUCUCAACCGCGAGCCCAUUGGCGCGUCUAUGCCUUCGAGGUUCUGUUCACCAUGAUGCUCAUCAUUCCGGGAACCGUUUUCAUCAUCCGACAGGAUACCGAUUUGGUGAUACUGUUGAAGGCGACGUUCGAGGUGGUUUCCUUUUUUAUGUUCGACAUCCGCUUCCUGGUCCACGUUUCGCACUGCGAUACCCUGAAGGCAUGCUACUACGAGCUGCAGGAAGCGCUGACAACGUUCGUGGAUAGUCCUCACGAGGAUGUCCGGGGAGUGCUUAAAAAGCUGCAACAAGUAUCCGGCUGGUCAAAGUACUAUCAUUUGGCUGUGUUCUGUCAGAUUCAGCUGUACGGACCAGUUGGAGUAGUCGCAUCGGUUGUGAUGUACAUGAUUGGCAAGAUAGACGUCGAAGAUUUACCCAAUCCUUUUAUUGAAGUUGAUUACUUGUUCUUCAACCAUCGGUCCAGCUUCUGGAUGUGGCUGCUGAUAGCCGUCAUCAGUGUACUCCUGGAAUACGCAAUGCUUACACUUUUCGUGACCAAUGAAACUACCCACUGGGGCUUACUGUACCACGUGUCGGGUCUGUUCAAAAUCAUUGGGAUGGAACUCACUCGGUUGGAUGCGUGUGUGGAUGCUGAUCAGUACAUAAACAAGUUGGGGAAACUGGUCGAAAUCCACGAGGCCGGCUACAGGUGUGCUGCUCGAUUGGAGCAUGCUCUACAUAACGUGGUGGCACUCUUGUAUGGAUUUUGCAUAACUCAAAUAUGUUACAUCAUGUUCGUGAUGACCUUGACCGACGAUGUUUUCAUCCUGGGAGGAAUGAUUUUCGUGGCCCAGUACCUUACCUUCAUGAUUUUUUCGUUCUCGAUGUUCAGCAAUGAAAUGAUGGAUACCAGCACCUCGCUAACAAACAUCAUCUACGGGACCCGUUGGUACGAACGAUCGGCGCGGGAAAUGCAAUGUGUAUUUUUCGUGCUGAUGCGAACUCAGAAGGGAGUUGCCAUUACGGCUGGGAAAUUCUUCCCGAUCAGUCGUAGAACGUUCGCAAUGGCUAUGAGAAACGCUGUUUCCUAUCUAGCUUUGAUGCGCCAGUUUUAUGGAGAUUCAUAAGCUCAAAACCGAGAGAAUCGGUGUUAGAAUUAUUUUCUGUUUUAAU